AUGUAUACAAACAACCACCUCCCAGGGCUCUUGCUCCUCUCCCUAGCCCUAACGGGCGCGGCCUCCUCCUCCCACAAAACCACCAUCGACGCCGACGUCGACGUCGCCAUCAUCGGCGGCGGCCUUUCCGGCCUCAGCGCCGCCAAAGACCUCUCCGCGGCAGGUAAAUCCUUCGUGGUGCUCGAAGCGCGCGAUCGCGUCGGCGGUCGCGUCUACAACGUCCCCGUGCAAGGCGGGGGAUUCACCGAAGCCGGUGCCGAAUUCGUCGGACCGACACAAGACCGCGUGAUCGCGCUCGCAGACGAACUCGGGCUCGCCCAAUUCCCGACCUACAAUCUCGGCAAUAACACGCUGUACCGCAAUGGCACGGCCUCGCAUUAUGAUCCGAAUACCUCCACGGGCCUCCCGCCGGGGAUUAGCACCGAUGCGCUCCUCCAGGCCGUUGCGCUGAUCGGCGAGUUGGAUCGUAUGGCGGAGAGUAUUAAUGUCGGGGCGCCGUGGAAGCAUGCAAAUGCGACGCGGUGGGAUGAGGUGACGUUGCAGACGUUUGCGGAUGGGAUGUUGACGCAUUCGGAUGCGCGGUUUCUCCUGGAAUUAGGGGUUGGGGCGAUCUGGUCGACGAGCAUGGCGGAGCCGUCGCUGCUCUACAUCGCGGCUUAUAUUGCGGCGGCGGGGAACGAGACCUCCGUGGGCACCUUGGAGAGGUUGACGGGCGUGACGGGCGCCGCGCAGGAUAGUCGGAUCCGCGGCGGGACGGGGCUGCUGGCGACGAGGCUGGCGUCGAAGCUGGGGGAUGAGAAGAUCCUGUUGAAUUCGCCGGUGCGCGCGGUCCGGAAGGCAGAGGAGGGGAAGUACACGGUACAGUCGGAUGGGCAUACGGUCACGGCGAAGCAUGUUGUUGUUGCGAUGUCGCCGCCUCUGGCUGCGAGGAUCUCCUACGAUCCGCUGCUACCGCCGGGGAGGGACCAACUGACGCAGCGCAUGCCGAUGGGAGCGCUGGGCAAGGCGAUCGCAAUCUAUGACUCGCCGUGGUGGCGCGAGAAGGGCCUCAACGCGCAGGUGCUAAGCGAUUCGGGGGCGGUGCGCUCGACGUUCGACAGUUCGCCGCCGGACGGGAGCUUUGGCGCCAUUAUGGGAUUCAUGGAGGCGGACCAGAUGAGGUGGUUGGAUCGGUUGACGGAGAAGGAGAUCCAGGACGAGGUGGUCAAGGACUACGUGCGGUAUUUUGGACCGCAGGCGGCGAAUGUCAGCUCGUGGGUUAUUCAGCGCUGGGACCAUGAGGAGUUCUCCAGAGGUGGACCGGUAGCGUAUGCGCCGCCAGGGGUAUUAACGAGAUAUGGCGAGGACUAUCUCAGGAAGCCAGUGGGUGGAAUCCAUUUCGCGGGCACCGAGACGGCGGAGUACUGGACGGGUUAUAUGGAUGGGGCCGUGAGGUCGGGGGAGAGGGUUGCAAAGGAGAUUCUGGAUGCUUUCUAG
Aspergillus melleus is the source of this 1476-nucleotide messenger RNA. RefSeq names its product flavin monoamine oxidase family protein. The record is from RefSeq and is a predicted model, not a curated record. Bases 1 to 1476 code for a protein of 491 amino acids. Lineage: Eukaryota; Fungi; Ascomycota; Eurotiomycetes; Eurotiales; Aspergillaceae. The transcript has a single exon. Gene Ontology annotation, molecular function: oxidoreductase activity.